This is a messenger RNA of Histoplasma capsulatum G186AR, 336 nucleotides long. RefSeq lists its product as uncharacterized. Lineage: Eukaryota; Fungi; Ascomycota; Eurotiomycetes; Onygenales; Ajellomycetaceae. Bases 1 to 336 code for a protein of 111 amino acids. The transcript is spliced from 2 exons. The record is from RefSeq and is a predicted model, not a curated record.
AUGUAUCCAUGGUUGGCGCUUCGGCCAGAACUACGAUACCCGCGCAGCUCGGGGGAUUUUUCUGGUAUAAUUCCCCGCAUGAAACUCCAUUCUCCAUACCUAAUAUGCGGAGCGCAACAACAUUGGGGUGCAAAGUCUAUAAAAGGAAAUACAUCCACAAUGACAGGACACCCAGCUAACCUACCCAAAUUCUCUGAUCUGCCUUUGAACAAAGGAGAUCCUCUAUUCCCUGCACGGGGACUGUAUGGGAAGGAUGACCAGUUAGGCUUCCUGAACCGCCAGACAGAUGCCAUGGUGGCGGAGGCUGCGAAGGAGAUAAAGACGGGAGAGGGGUGA